ACAGGCUUGAAAACCAAGAUACACCUCCAGCAAUACAUUGCUUUGUAAAGACUUGUGCUGGAGGAUGGUCCUCCAUGGUCCUCCGGUCCAGGCUCUUCAACAUAGCAGGCAUCCAGAAAAAUCCAGAGAAUUGGAAAGCAUAACAUAGGUAUCAAGCAUUUGUUCUCCGCUCAACACCUGAAACAUGAAGAGCGGGCACACCUAUGGACAUUAUGGGCCAUCAAAUGAGGGAUGUUGUGGAAACGACAGGGGUUUCUUGAAAAAAUUAUGAAAAAUACAAUUGAAAAACAUCAACAAAACCGCCGUUUCACCACCCCACCCAAGUGAUUGGUGCCCAGAGUUGGGGUCUUUAUCACCAGCACCAGAAGGAGGCAGGAGCACAUUCUGAGCUUGGAGAUGGCCUGUCACUACACUGUACGGUUCUUCCGGCCGCUUCCGUGCAUGUCACUGCGCCGACCACGGUGCGUCCUUGUUCCGUUCGCUUUCGAAUGCCAGGAGCGCGACCUUCGUAGCGGCCCGAUCGCUCCGGACUCGUAGCGAUGGGCGGAUUGGGAGGCCAUGGCCAAGCACAAAGGCAGCGUGUUUGGAGCCUUGGGUGAAGAACCACAGCCCAGCUCGGAGCAGCUCAGGAACGAUCUGGCACUGGAAUGGUCAAGACUCUCGUCAUCGCGCUGGGUCUUCCUGGAGGACGAGGGUGCCCGGAUCGGCGAAGCAGUACUUCCCAGCUCCCUGUUCCACCGGCUGCGACAAGCCCCUUUGGUGCUGCACCUGGACGUGCCCUUCCAGCUCCGUGCCGAGCGCUCGCUGCAGCUCUACGGCGCCUUCGGUGGAGAGGCCUUAUGCGGUGCAGUGGAGCACUUCCGGCACCGCAUGGGACACCAACGCACCGACCAGCUGCAGCAACAGCUCCGUGACGGUCAGCUGCGCCCAGUCUGUGAGGAAAUCCUGCGUAACUACGACAAGGCCUACGACUAUCAUUUGAAGAGGGGGCGCAGCAGUGAUUGCAUCGUUCAGGUGGAGGUGAACUCAUCGGACUGCGCACGUGUGGCACAAGACUUGGCGUGCUUGGCCGCUGAGCGGGAGGCAGAUGCACCCGAGGCCCCGGUCACUGCGCCACAGAACCUACCAAAAGCAGAAGAGGUUCGAGAGUCCCGGUGCUUUUGCGGCGCCGUGAUCACUGAGGUCCGGGGCGACCCGGCAGCAGUGUCGAUUUGCCACUGCUCCGUUUGCAGGCGCCUGUCUGGGGCGCCCUUCGUGGCAAGUGCCAUCUUCUUGCCCCAGAGAGUCACGGUGAAGAGUGAUAAAGGAUCUGAGCCCCAACUGGUCGAGCUCAAGACCUCCAAGCAGGUCUCCCGUUUGCGUUGCGCGGUUUGCUCGGCCCCGGUGGCCGGGCGCUUGGGGCAGCGUUUCGUGGCUUUGCCCUGGGCAGGCUUCAUGAAACCAGGCGAUAAGGUACCGGAAGCGUGGACACCGUCGCACCACCUGCAUUACGACAGCCGAGUGAUGGACGUGGAGGACGACCUCAUAAAGUAUCGAGCUCGUUCCCGUGGCCCCGUGUGGGACGCGGCGGCACCUCGCGAGCAGAGCGCUGACGACCACCCCGAGAGCACCGGCGCCACGUCCCCACCGCCCGGGGCCGCGCCCGCCGCGGCGCCGGGGCCGGUGGCAUUAGUGUCUCCAAUGGCCGCACCGAUGCCAGAGGCUUGGUCCAAAGAGCUCUUGUUGACUGGCCACGCUGCCGCCGCUGGACAUGCUGUCACCUAUACCACCACCACGACCACCACCACCGCUGUGACCAUCAACGGCGCUGCUGCUAGCCCAGGGGCUGCCUUUACGCCGCAGGCGCCUGCGGGCCCGCCCAUCGAGUAUGCACCUCAGGCAGCGCCCGGGCAGCCCCCGGCCAGCCCGAGUGGACCGGGCGGACCUGGUGGGGGUGGCCGUGAGAAAGCCUUGCCUGCGCCAGAGCCGACGGAGGAAGACAUGAAAGCCAUGGUAGCUGCCCGGCAGCUGAACAACGGCAUCCCUCGCGCCGGGCCUUUGCCGUUGCAGUGGAGCAGUAGCUCCCCGUCCGGGGCCCACGAGGAAAAAAUAGGCGACACGACACGCAGAAAAACAGACACCAUGGAGUGCUAGAAAGUCCUAUACCGAGUCUGCUGUUUUACUUCCUUCGGUUGUUUGGUGCGCGAAGAAGCAGCGUGAAAGGAACGUUCCACACGUUGGUCCGUUGAGUUGAGCAGGAGCUGACUCACACGUUGCCCGUUUGUCCGUAGGUUCACAGUUUACCAUAUAUAUCGCACCAGCAAGCACCCUUUGACUGGCAAAGGAGUUCUGGAAAUACAUUGAGCAUCCGGGAAACGGGGGACAUAUGAGCUUGGCUUGACUUGGGAUAUCGCUAGGGUUGUCCUUUUAUCCAUCAAUCAUCCUUCCCUUAGAUAUAUCAGUUGCAUUCCGAUGAUUCUAGUUGAAACUGUUGAAGCAUUGGAUUUUUCAAGACAAGACCUGUUGACAUUUGUUGACCAGGCGCGACGUGCGUGUGAGGGGCUCCUGGGAUGGCUGGAAGCGAGACCUUGCGCUGGAGUGGGGGACGCUGAACAAACCGAGAGUGGGUCGCUCAUCAGGUUGUCGGGCCGUCCGGACCUGGUUGGACGUCCGGGUCUGGGUUCGGUGGUGAGGCCGCGGUAGGGUAGCCCCCUAUAGCCCCAACCCUCGGUCAACAAAAUCCCCUAUAUGGAUCUAUACGUGGGAGUUCUGGAUGCAGAUUUGGUAAGGUACCCUCCCAGACUCCCUGAUACAAUCCAUGGAAGUGGAUGGCACAGCCUGCUCGUACAAGAAAGCAGUCCUCUAGGCUCGGGGCCAUGUUCCACGUAACCAUCUUUGUUGGAUGGAGGGCAACAAGAUGUAAGAAGUUGCAAGGUGGAUGGCACACGAUAGCCGGUGUGUUUUGACCUUUUUCCGCAAUACUUUCUGCCAUGUAUUUUUUGGUCUUAAGGGGCUUCGUUGUAUGUGGGGCCUGCAGGAGACACCACCUCUAGGACUCUAGGCCAAUUUGCAGGUUAGGUUGAGCAACCCUAUAUGGGCCUAUCCCAUAUUACACGUGGUCAUCCCGGAACUGCAGGGCAGUUGGCUCCGGGAUCGUGCAGAUCCGGUCAAUUCAUUCGCUGCCUCACAAAGGCCCUGCCCUGGCGUUGGUUUUAGAGUGAUGCUGGUGCUGCCAGCAGGAGAGUACGAGUUCAAGUUCAUCGUGGACGGCACUUGGACCACCUCUGAUGAGAUGGAACAGACCAAGUGUGCCAACAGGAACAACGUGGCCACCGUGAACGAGAUGGUCCUCGUGCCAGUACCGCUGACGAAGGCGGAUGCCAAGGCCGAGGAGAACAACACGUUGGCGCUGGAGGGAGGCAAUUUGGCGAUCGAAGCUGGCUCCUUCCUGUAGGGCCUCCCGUGGCCGCUGGCAGGGAGUUCCCAGCUCGUGCGCUUUCGUGGGUGGACUGCUUUCAUUUUCUGACCGGUGCCGGGCAGCCUUUUUUCCAACUCUGCGCGGCUGCCAGGUUGAGAGACCCAGUGAACACUUCGAGUUGUUCUUUAGUCCGUUAAGACACUGUGAAGAUCUGUGAAGAGAGUG
This is a messenger RNA of Durusdinium trenchii, 3622 nucleotides long. The record is from the annotation of a GenBank genome assembly. Lineage: Eukaryota; Dinophyceae; Suessiales; Symbiodiniaceae.